Molecule: messenger RNA, 2239 nt
Organism: Penicillium brasilianum
Lineage: Eukaryota; Fungi; Ascomycota; Eurotiomycetes; Eurotiales; Aspergillaceae
Source: the annotation of a GenBank genome assembly
AGGGGUUUUCAGCCAUGGGUAUGAAGUAGUUCCUGCGGUCCGGGAAACUGGGUUUGUCUACGUCAUCCUUGCGCAGUCCAGCUUGUAUCUACGACAGGACAUACUCCACCGCCAGGGCCUUCCAGUUGCGAGGGUGGGGAAUCGAAAUGGUAAUUGGGCUUCAUUUCCCGAGGAAUCCGAUCUUUAGACAUGAAUGCUCACUAGUUCGUGACAGAAUGAGAUGUCUCUCAACUUUAGAUUAUUGCUUACCUGUCGGAAGUCACAUGACUGCAAUCGUUCCCAAAGGGGAAAUAGUGGAAAUACACGUCGCGUCCCUCAACUAACUGUCAACUCAACACUCACUCACAGCCUGAUCGGCGAGAGGGCACCAUGAGCGAGGAGUGUGCGAAUCCCCUACUUUUGGGGUGGAUUAAAGAAUGGCUGGAUCAGGCCCGCGAGCGCAACAGCAAAGGCGUGACAGUGUACAAAAAAGCCUAUGAGUCGAUGAAAGCGUGUCCCUUGGCUUUCGAGCAUCCUUCACAAGCACAACAACUGAAUGGACUCGGCCCAAAACUGUGUGACCGACUGACAGACAAGCUGAAGGCCUACUGCCAAGAAAAUGGACUUCCUGUGCCACAAGUCCCUGGUCAAGGUAAUAAAAGGACAUCAGAUACAGGCGUUGCUGAACAACCGGCGAAGAAGCCACGAAAAGCCAAACCUUAUGUACCAACUCUACGUUCUGGACCAUAUGCGCUGUUGUUAGGUCUGGCUACUCAAGGCGAGAACCCAGGUCAAGGUAUGACAAAAGCUCAUCUGAUAGAGGUGGCACAACCGUACUGUGACAGUUCAUUUACUGCACCCCCGGAUCCAUCGAAGUUCUACACGGCAUGGAAUUCUAUGAAGACGUUGAUCCAAAAGGACCUCGUUUACGAACACGGUCGCCCACUCAGGAGAUAUGCGCUUUCUGAGGAGGGCUGGGAAGUGGCCAAACGUAUUCAAAAGACUUUGCCUGGCGCAUCAGAGAAUAUUCCCGCCCCUACAGUGAGCAAUUCUCGAAAACAACCGACGCAAAUGGCCCCUGCGCACGGGACCAGAUCCCUCCCAGGCGAUGGCGAUGACGACUUUGUAAUACAAGCACUGCCUACCAGCUUCGUUGGGCAAAGCUCUCACACCGACGGCCCUACGGAACCUAUCACCCUUCCCCCAGGAAGUUUUACCGUCGAGUUAGUGCUCGAUACUCGAGAAGUACGCACUCAAAAAGACCGAGACUAUAUUGCCAACGAGCUCAUAAAGAAAGGCAUCACACCCCAGGUGCGGGCUCUGGAGCUAGGCGAUAUAAUGUGGGUGGCCAAGUGUCGGGACCCUGCAUAUCUCACUCGUUAUGGCGAAGAAUGUGAUGAGGUAAUGCUGGACUGGAUCCUCGAAAGAAAGCGUCUCGACGAUCUCAUUGGCUCUAUCAAAGAUGGACGAUUCCACGAGCAGAAAUUUCGUCUCAAACGAUCGGGUAUCAAAAAUGUCAUCUACCUCAUCGAAGAAUUCUCAGUGGCGCACGCCGAUGCUGGUCCCAGCAGUGCAUCGAAGUACCAGGAGAUGGCCGCUUCGGCGAUUGCAUCGACCCAGGUGGUUAAUGGGUACUUUUUGAAGCAAACUCGUUCUCUCGACGACUCGAUCCGAUAUCUCGCCCGUAUGACUCGACUGCUUCGCAAAAUGUACGGCGCGCAGGAUUCGCCCUGCCACGAGCCUCGUCUCAGCCAAAGCGAUUCCACAUCGAGUCCGAACUCGGUUGCUGUUGUUCCAAGCCGGCGCAUCUCCUCAAUACAGUCUUACCUCAGUCUAUUGGAUGACCUCCGAGCGAGGGACUCGUCCGUCACGUUCGGUGUCACAUUCUCCACAUUCUCAGCUCUUGCUUCCAAGUCCAACACCUUAACCCUUCGGGACGUCUUUUUGAAGAUGCUCAUGUGUAUGCGUCAUGUGACCGGUGAGAAAGCAAUGGCGAUCCAGCGACUAUGGCCGACGCCGCGGCACCUUGUGGAAGCAUACAUGGCACUAGAGCCUAGCGAGCGGGAAACAUUGAUGUCGGAUAAAUUACAGUCUGUCGUGGGACGGAAAACCUUCGGCAAAGUAUUAAGCAAGAAGGUUGCCGAGGUGUGGGGAGCAUCUGGAUGAUCAAUGGCUUUUAAAGAGCAAAGCUACAUAGAUAUGGUUCUAAAUUAAAGGAUGAAACGAAUGAAACUUAAUUUGAUGGGAAUCAGUAAAGGAA